Messenger RNA from Funneliformis mosseae, 5754 nucleotides. NCBI's taxonomy places the organism in Eukaryota, Fungi, Glomeromycota, Glomeromycetes, Glomerales, Glomeraceae. The record is from the annotation of a GenBank genome assembly.
AUGGGGAAAACAAAAAAGAAUCACGGCUCAGAACACUUGGGAGCUUCCUCCUCGGUGGAUGACCAAGUCGACUUAAUACAACUUUUAUCAAACACGACGGCUCCACCAAAUGAGGACGAGAUAAUCUCCUUACUACAAGCUCGUUUUAAAGCCGACUUACCUUAUACUAGACUUUCUUCUUCUUUAGUCGUAGUUAAUCCUAAUAAAAGUUUGGGUUGUAUGAACGAUGCCUCAGCAAAAGAGUAUGCUGACCAAUUUUACAAGGACACUUCGGGUAACAAGUCCGCUUUACAACCUCACAUUUACGAGUUGGCCGCUAAAGUUUAUUUGCACAUGAGGAGAUCGGCCGAAGAUCAAUCCGUCAUAUUUAGUGGUAUAACUGGAUCAGGCAAGACCGCGACUCAAGGACAUUUGUUACAACAAUUAUUACUCUUGUCAACUCAUACAAAAAAAGAAUCUAAAGUUGCCAAUCAAAUACAAAAUGCUCAAAUCAUUCUCGAAGCUUUCGGUAACUCAAAAACCAAACAAAACAUUAAUGCUUCCCGUUUUGGGAAAUAUCUUGAAUUACAAUUUAAUGAGCGCGGUAGAAUCGUUGGUGCAAAGGCCCUAACUUAUUGUUUCGAUAAGGCGAGGGUAACUGAAAUACCUUCGAACGAAAGAACUUAUCACGUUUUUUAUUAUUUAUUGUCUGGUUUCACUCCUGAAGAAAAAUCUCAAUUAAACUUAUUGGAACCUCAACAAUAUAAUUACUUGGCUCAAUCGAAAUGUUAUAAAAUUCCUGACGUUGAUGAUUCGAUUCAAAUGGAUGAUUUAAGAUCUUCGCUCAAGACUCUUGGAUUCAAAUCAAGGACCGUCAUGCAAAUUUGGCAGAUCCUUUCCGCUAUUUUAUUACUUGGAAAUAUUGAAUUCGUUAGUCAUGGUAAAGCAAAGGAUGAAGCGGCUGACAUAAAAAAUCAUCACAUUUUAGAUUUGGUCGCUCAAUACCUUGGUGUGCCAGCGUUUAAAUUAAAACAAACCUUAACUUAUAAAACAAAGUACAUUGGAAAAGAAUUAUGCACCGUGUUUUUAAAUGCCGAGGCGGCCUCGGAACAACGUGAUGCUUUGGCCCGUGCCCUUUAUUCUAUCUUAUUCACGUGGAUCGUUGAACAUAUAAAUUCAAAAUUAAUCCAGUCCGAUGAACCCCCAAAUUUUAUCGGUUUGUUGGAUCAACCUGGUUAUCAAAAUUUUGCUAAUAAUUCUUUUGAACAAUUUUGUUUGAACUUUGCCACUGAAGAGGUGGAAAAUUUUGUACUUCAGCAAAUUUUUGAUGAUACCGUUGGUUUGAAUAAUGAGAUCACUCAAGAUGGGGUCCCCUUACCUAAUGUUUCUACCAUGGAUAAUUCCGGGUGCGUGGAAUUAUUACGUGGUGAUCAAUCUGAUGGCGCGAGAAAAAGUUUGGGUUCCUCGGGUUCUUCAAAUAUCGUAAGCGGUGGUUUGAUCUCGUUACUAGAUGUCGAAUGCGCCAAGGUUCAGAGUGGUGAAGAACCUUCCGAUGAUUCAAAAUUACUUUCCACUUUACAAAAUUCUUUCUCGAGUCAUUCGUCCUUCAUCAGUAAUCCUUCCACCUCAAAGAUCUUUUCGAAAUCUGGGGCGUUCGGUGUGAAUCAUUUCGCCGGUCCAGUAACUUACACCAUUGAUCAAUUCAUUGAUAAAAAUCUCGACAAUUUAAGUCCCGAUUUUAUAAAUUUAUUUUAUGAUACGAAUAAUUCUUUCCUAAGAAAGUUAUUUAAUGGACCCGCUUUGGCUAUUGAAAGUCAUCCAAAGAAUGAGAAUACCGUCGUUAAAGCUCAGUUACCCACCAAACCGAUGAGAGCUCCUUCCAUGAAACGUAAGAAGAGCAACGCCGGUGGCUCAAAUUCAGGAAAGGUGGAGGAAAAGGCCUCGGACGAUCAUCAUAGUUCAAAGAAAAAGAUUCAGGUUACCACCGUAGCAACCCAACUUUAUUUUACUCUCAACCAAUUAAUUGAUACCCUGAAAGAGACGAGGAUGUGGAAUGUGUUUCAAAUUCGUCCAAACGACGCUAACGAGCCUAACGUGUUUGACGCAAAACGCGUAAAAGCCCAGGUCAGGAGUUUCUUGAUUCGUGACAUCAUCGUAAGAAAACGCGUGGAAUAUACCGCUCAGUAUACCUUUGAAGAUUUCCUGACUCGUUACGAGACGAUCAUUGCUUCACUGAACCUGGAACCUUCCAGAAACCCUCAACAGAAGGUCGAGACUUUUGCUACCAUAAGCGGUUGGGGUGAGAAUCAAAUGGCGAUGGGUCGUAAAACCGUUUUGCUUUCCGAUCCGAUAUGGAAGGAAUUGGAGGAUUCGCUUAGAGCCGCGGAGAAGGAGGAGCGUGCCAAGUCUAAACUUCGAGAUGAUGAUAGUUUGGUCGGGGGACCUCAUGAUGGUAGUCGGGGCGGCAUCAACACGGCCUCCGCCACGAGUUCCGCGGAUCGCCUUUUACCGAGGAGCGGUGGCGCGAAUUAUUCUAGCAGCGAAACCGGUUAUUAUGAAGAUAGUUACGUUGAUAGUGAGGACGAAUUUUCAAAAGCUGGAGGUGCUCAACUUGCCGAGGAUGAUGAGGGAAGCAUGUGGGGAAGUGAUUGGAAGGCCAGCGAUGGUUAUGGCAACACGGGAGGACAGAGAGGGCUUGCUGAAGCAGAUAAUAAGGAAGGUGAUUUAAAGGAAGAGAUCGAAGAAGUGCCGACCACCAGAACUCGAAUUUGGUGGGUUCGCUUCGUUUGGUUAUGCACGUGGUGGAUCCCUUCCUUCCUUCUUUCUUGGGUUGGUAAAAUGAAACGUGAGGAUGUACGAAUGGCUUGGCGUGAAAAGUUCACCCUUUGUCUUCUCAUUUUCCUGCUUUCGGCUUUUAUCAUCUUUUACAUCAUUGCUUUCGGAGAUCUGAUCUGCCCUAACAAGGACAAGGUUUAUAAGACGGAAGAAGUUUCAACACAUCAAGGGGAUGAUGAUUUUUGGGUGAGCGUUAGGGGUAAAGUUUAUGAUCUAUCCAAAUUUCACAAGACCAAUCAUGCAAGGGGGGCUCCAGGGUAUACCGCAGGGUUAUCACAGAUGGAACCUUACGCCGGCAAAGAUGUGACAUACAUGAUCCCGAUCCCUCUGGGAGAGCCCGACGUCUGUGGGGAAUUAAUCAACCCUGCCGAUUUAGCGCUCGUGACUGUCGAGUACAAUUCAAAUGGCACCGAUGAUCAAGUUCCUGGAUCGUUUAUUCACGACUCCGGCCCACGUUCAACCAUUAAAACUCCCAGCCUUUCAAGCAACAGGUGGUAUUGGGAUAGUUUCCUAACUGCUGUGAGUGCUAAUGGAGGACUUAAGGCGGACGUCGUUUAUUCUAAAAAAGAGGUUGCGGCCCAGGCUGAUCAAGGUCGUAAAUGGGGAAUCAUCAAUGAUAAAAUCUAUGAUUUAACGAUAUAUUUCACCACGGCCGACAGACAUUCUCAAUACGCUAGCAGACCACCUGCCAACGUGCCAAACUAUCGUUAUUUGGAUGAUGCCAUAGAAGUUCCCUUUGAUAAACAACCCGGUGGCGAUUUUAGUAAAAUCUUUAACAGUAACAUGGAUGAAUAUAUUGAUCCGGUCCGAAAACAACUCAACUUGCAAUGUUUGGAUGCGGUCUUUUACGUUGGAAAAAUUGAUUUCAGAGAUUCAUUCAAAUGUCAAUUCAAUAAUUACGUCUUGUUGGUAGCCGCUUGCGUCAUGUGCGCGGUCGUUCUUGUUAAAUUCUUGGCUGCGUUGCAAUUGGGGGCAAGAAGAAAGCCCGAGGAUCAUGAUAAAUUUGUCAUUUGUCAAGUUCCUUGUUAUACAGAAGGCGAAGAUUCUUUGAAGAGAACGAUGGAUUCUUUGGCAGCACUCACUUAUGAUGAUAAGCGUAAACUUUUGUUCUUUAUCGCUGAUGGUAUGAUCGUCGGUUCCGGUAACGAUAGACCUACGCCAAGGAUCGUAUUGGAUAUUUUAGGGGUCGAUCCCAAACUGGAUCCCGAACCCCUAGUGUUUAAAUCGGUUGGUGAGGGGAUGCAACAACUCAAUUAUGGCAAGGUUUAUUCCGGAUUAUACGAGUACGAAGGACACGUCGUUCCCUAUAUCGUCGUGGUUAAAGUAGGAAAACCAUCAGAAAAAUCACGUCCGGGUAAUAGGGGUAAGCGUGAUUCGCAAAUUAUUUUAAUGAGCUUCUUGAACAAGGUUCACUUUGACCUGGAAAUGACCCCGUUGGAAUUGGAAAUUUAUCAUCAAAUGAAGAAUGUCAUUGGAGUGAACCCAAGCUUUUAUGAGUACGUACUCAUGGUGGACGCUGAUACAGAGGUGAUGCCGGACUCCCUUAACCGUAUGAUUUCUUGCAUGUUACACGACGGCCGAAUUAUUGGAAUUUGCGGAGAGACGACCCUGGUUAACGAAGAAGGAUCUUGGACGACUAUGAUUCAAGUUUAUGAAUAUUACAUUUCUCAUCAUUUGGCCAAAGCAUUCGAGAGUUUAUUCGGAUCGGUUACCUGCCUUCCAGGAUGUUUCUGCAUGUAUCGUAUAAGAACCCCCGUUAAAAACACGCCAUUGAUCAUAUCAAAUGUCGUCAUCGACGAUUAUCAAGAAAAUCACGUGGAUACUCUGCAUAAAAAGAAUUUGCUCUCUUUGGGAGAGGAUCGAUACCUUACAACCUUGAUGAUGAAACAUUUCCCUCAGUAUAAAAUGACUUUCACGCCGGAUGCCAUGUGCAAAACGGCAGCACCAGAUCGAUGGGCAAUUCUUCUUUCACAACGUCGUCGAUGGAUUAAUUCCACCAUACAUAACCUCAUGGAACUCGUGUUUUUACCUGAAAUGUGCGGGUUCUGUUGUUUCUCCAUGAGAUUUGUUGUGGUCAUUGACUUAUUAGGUACAUUUAUUUUACCAUCCACGGUAGUUUAUAUCAUAUAUUUGAUCUGGGUAGUUGUAACGGACAGGCAAAGUUUACCAAUUAUCGCGCUUGCGAUGAUAGCGGCCGUAUAUGGAUUACAGGCAAUCAUUUUCAUAUUGAAAAGACAAUGGCAACACAUCGGAUGGAUGAUCAUCUACUUAUUGGCAUUCCCAAUCUUCUCAUUUUUCAUUCCCGUUUACUCAUUCUGGCAUUUUGACGAUUUUAGUUGGGGUAAUACACGCGUUGUGGUGGGCGAAAAGGGUAAAAAACAGAUCAUUACAACCGAAGAGGAGAAAUUUGAUGAAAAAAUGAUACCAAGGAAAAGAUGGGCAGAUUACGAACAAGAAAUGUGGGAAGUUAAUACUGCCGAAAGUCAUGAAUCAAAACAAAGUGCCGCAAGUGGUUAUAGUCACAGAAGUAGAGCAAGUGGACGUGGUGGUUAUAAUGAUUCUGCUUCACAAUAUGGUGGAAGUCAAUACGGAGGCGGUGGUAGCGUAUAUGGUGGGAGUCAACAUGGGGCCGCAGAUUACUACAGGGACACAAAUUUAAGCGCUCCGGCCGACAGGAGGGCGAGAUCAAAAAGUCCCGUACCACGUUAUCCUUCAUCUGAAUCGAAUAGAAUGAGUAGAGCUUAUAGUAACGCUGGUGAUGAUUUAAGGGGUCCUCCUUUAGAAUAUUUACCCCCACCUUCUCGACCCAUGAGUUCAUAUACGAAUGAUGGCGGUCCAACAGAUGAAGAAUUAUUAAUUGAAAUCAAACAAAUAUUAAAAAAUGCUAAUCUAAUGAGUAUCACGAAGAAGCAAGAAUUAAUUUUACAAGGAAAACUUUAG